Rhododendron vialii is the source of this 1558-nucleotide messenger RNA. RefSeq lists its product as uncharacterized. Gene Ontology annotation, molecular function: chitin binding; oligosaccharide binding. Gene Ontology annotation, cellular component: extracellular region. Bases 114 to 1439 code for a protein of 441 amino acids. Gene Ontology annotation, biological process: carbohydrate metabolic process. The record is from RefSeq and is a predicted model, not a curated record. The transcript has 8 exons. NCBI's taxonomy places the organism in Eukaryota, Viridiplantae, Streptophyta, Magnoliopsida, Ericales, Ericaceae.
GACAUAUAAAAAGAUUGAAUAACUGAGAGGAUAAAAAUGCAUUUUACCCGAAAAAGUACAUCUUUCUUGUUCUUGAUCUUCUGGCCCAGUUUUGAUCGGAGGCGCCGGAGGAUAUGGUGGGUAAGAGGCGAGAGAGGCGAGUCGCCGAAGGUUCGGAUCGCCGUCGGGACCGAGUUGAACUGUCAAAUCGAGAAGACCUGACCACACGAUCAGCUAGUUCUAAAUCCAUCCACGAUCACAAUUUCUUCACUAUCUUCGUCGUUAUCUUCUUCACAGUCUCUACUUUGAUUUCCCUAAUUGUAUACCGUACUCGAUACGCUUCACGUACGGACGCUUCUCUCCCACACGUACACCAACCAGGCUUCGUCAAGACUGACAUCAGUUACCUCGAAGUUCUUACUGAAAAUUCGAAGGUCUCAGAGAAUACAUCUCACCGGCAUUUUACGAAUGUUGUACUGGCCUACAUUACUCCAUGGAACUCAAGAGGUUAUGAAAUUGCAAAGAGGUUCAACUCCAAGUUUACACAUUUGUCGCCUGUGUGGUAUGACCUGAAGAGCGAAGGGCCAAAGUUAAUUCUGGAGGGAAGACACAAUGUUGAUAGAGAAUGGAUUUCAGAUCUUAGAAUGAAAGGAGAUGCUCAGGUUUUGCCAAGAGUUGUUCUGGAAGCAUUACCCAGUGAGCUGCUGAAAAAGAAAAAGCAGAGGAAUAAAGCUAUCGAUCUUAUAGUGGCAGAAUGCAAGGAAAUGGAGUAUGAUGGUAUUGUUCUCGAAUCUUGGUCAAGGUGGGCAGGUUAUGGAGUCUUGCAAGAUCCAGCCAUGCGGGAUAUGGCACUUCAGUUCAUAAAGCAACUUGGGCAAGCACUUCAUGCUGUGAGCUUAGAGAGGAGCAGUGGGCAACAACGUUUACAACUAGUGUACGUUAUAGGUCCACCAUAUUCAGAGAAACUUCAAACGCAUGAUUUUGGGCCGGAAGAUCUUAAAAGCUUGAGUGAUGCUGUAGAUGGUUUCUCACUCAUGACCUAUGACUUCUCGGGUCCUCAGCGUCCGGGUCCCAAUGCACCUCUGAAAUGGGUCCGUUCUACUGUGCAGCUGCUCCUUGGUCCCACCAGUAAUGGUGCUCGAAUCCUGGCUCAUAAGAUAUUUGUUGGUCUCAAUUUCUACGGGAACGACUUCAGCCUCUCAGAAGGUUUAGGUGGUGGAGCUAUCAUCGGAAGUGAUUACCUGUCUUUGUUGGAACUGCACCGGCCUUUGUUGCAGUGGGAUGAGAACAGUGCAGAGCAUUUCUUCAUAUACUCUGACGAUAAGCAUGUCAGGCAUGCUGUAUUCUACCCGUCACUGACUUCCAUAGCAAUGCGUCUGGAGGAAGCUCGUUCAUGGGGUGCUGGCAUCUCAAUUUGGGAAAUUGGUCAAGGUUUGGAUUACUUUUGUGAUCUUCUGUAGGUAGAGAUCAAUCGUAUUGUUCAUCCCUAGAAAUUGUUACGUUAAUUUUGGCUAUUUGUUCUCCAUUUUUAUGUAACCGGAACGGAGUUUAUAAAUCAGUUGAGGCUCUUCUCAGUCAA